AUGGGUAAACUGUUCGAACGUUAUCUGGAAGGUAACGAUGUAUAUGAGUGCAAGGGCUGUGGAAUCCAUCUAACUACAUCCAGGGAGCUUAUUUCUACUAGUUUCAGAGGGCGUACUGGUCCUGCAUGGCUAUUUACAAAAGUUGUGAAUAUUUCUGAGGGUCCAUUUGAGGAAUGUAUGCUAACAACAGGUCAACACACAAUCGUAGACAUAUACUGUAACAACUGUGGGUCCAACCUAGGGUGGAAAUAUGAAGAAGCGAUAGAAGACUCCCAGAAAUACAAGAAAGGGAAAUACAUAUUGGAAAAGGCUCUACUCAAAAUCAACAAUCCAAACCAAAACUAUGGCGAAGAAGAUACCUCAGACGACUAA
Theileria equi strain WA is the source of this 372-nucleotide messenger RNA. Its product is annotated as yippee zinc binding protein family member protein. Gene Ontology annotation, cellular component: ubiquitin ligase complex. The record is from RefSeq and is a predicted model, not a curated record. Bases 1 to 372 code for a protein of 123 amino acids. The transcript has 5 exons. NCBI's taxonomy places the organism in Eukaryota, Apicomplexa, Aconoidasida, Piroplasmida, Theileriidae.